AUGUCAUCCUCGGACGCCGGAUAUUCUCGUUCCCCUGUAUGCGCCUCUCAACCAGACAUUAUCUAUGCUUGGGCUCGAGGCGCUCCGAAGCUUAACUUGCCUAAAGGUGUCGGUUUCCGUGUUGGUGGUGAAGCAAAAUCCCAAUUUUUGGUGCUUCAAGUACAUUAUAUGCACCAAAUGAAGGGAGAAGACAAUUCUGGAGUUAGGUUGCUUCACACAGAGGAGCCUCAACCUAGAAUGGCAGGCACCUUGUUGUUGGCAACUGACGGUAGGAUGGCGCCUAAGAAGACCGGUAAAGGAGAUUAA
Messenger RNA from Meloidogyne enterolobii, 306 nucleotides. NCBI's taxonomy places the organism in Eukaryota, Metazoa, Nematoda, Chromadorea, Rhabditida, Meloidogynidae. The record is from the annotation of a GenBank genome assembly.